This is a messenger RNA of Jaculus jaculus (lesser Egyptian jerboa), 2843 nucleotides long. RefSeq names its product exonuclease 3'-5' domain containing 3 (gene Exd3). Gene Ontology annotation, biological process: nucleobase-containing compound metabolic process. Lineage: Eukaryota; Metazoa; Chordata; Mammalia; Rodentia; Dipodidae. Gene Ontology annotation, molecular function: nucleic acid binding; 3'-5' exonuclease activity. The record is from RefSeq and is a predicted model, not a curated record. The transcript has 23 exons. The coding region runs from base 138 to 2795 and encodes 885 amino acids.
GCGCACGCCUGCGCAGCCUUCAGACUGGAUGAGGUUCACCCACGGCAUGCAGGGUCGCCGGGCCUACCUCAGAGCCAGAGCUGCAGAGACAAAUCUCCUCGUUCCAUGUGCUUGCUGCCCUCAUCAGCCCUGCCACGAUGGACCCAGAAGACCCCCCUGUUAGAGACCUCGCUGCUGGAGACACCACUGCUGGAGGCUCUGCUGUCGGUGACCCCACUGCUGGUGUUUGCUGCUCCAUGGACCAGGACCCUCUGCCGUUCCUGCAGGCCCUGAAGGUGUCAUGGUCCACUCGGGACCCGCAGCAGCUCCGAGAGGAAGCCUGGAGGGGGUUUGCUGCACUGGAUGACCCUCUGGCCAGACUACUGGACAUGCUAGAGGGCAGCCAGGGCUGGAAAAAGAAGGGCUCCUCCCUGCAGGCCUGGGUAGUCUGUGAGCUGCGGUGCUGGCUGCAGACACAGCCGUGCCCAGGGCCAGCCCAGCAGAGCUCGAGGCUGAAACAGUUGCAGGCCCGAGCAAUCGAGGUCCUUGUGGAGAGCCCUUCCCGUCUGGUGGAGCCACUGGUCAGCAUCUUCCAGCUGCAGGACACAGAUAAGAGCCCCCUCCUGGCUCAUGUUCACCACCUCCACCACGAGGGCAAAUUCAAAGAAGCAAUCGUACUGGGCACGAGAUUGAAGCUGCAGCCGGAGCUGGAGUUUGAAAAGAUGAGCACCCCACUGCUGCUUCAGGCGAAGAUGAACCUGGUUGAGAACUAUGUGGUUGGAUUCCCGGACCUCCAGAGGAGGCUGCUGGCCCUCAUGGACUCCUGGUGCCAGCCUGGGUUUGACAUCAGGAAUGUCGUCAGGCAGUACCCCAAGGUGACCUCAGUGAGACUGGAGAUGCUGCGCCCCAAAGUGCUUCGUCGGCAUGUCCUGCGUCUGCGGAAACAGUACCAUGUGGACCUCACUCUGUGUCCCAAUGCUAUCACCAUGCAGCGCCUGGGGGCCCUUCAGUACCUGUGCUACAAGCGGUUCGUGGAGAAGAGCUUGUCUCAGGAGAUCUGGGCAGACCAUGUGCAGGAUCUGGUGAUGCAGAGUUCCUACCUGCAGAAACAGCUGCUCAAGAUGGUGUCUUCUCGCAGUAACCUGGCCACCACCGCUCAGUGUGCCCUAGACCUGUCGCUCCCUGAGGAGCAGUUGCCGGAUGCUGUGGCCGCAGAGCUCCGCCGACUCAGGCUCCAGGGGAGGACAAGCAAGGCUGAUUCGAGACUGGAGGAGCCACAGAAGAAUGUGCAAGAGGAUUACUACCAGAUGCCCAUUGCCAGAGAAAACAUCCACUUGCUGGCCUCCUGGGAGGACCUGACCAGGCAUGAGGCCACACUACUCCAGCCUGGCCAGGUGGUCGGUAUAGAUGUGGAAUGGAGACCUUCGUUUAUUGCGGGAGACCGGUGCAAGGCGUCCCUCCUGCAGGUGGCUAAAGAGGGCUGCGUGUUCCUGCUGGAUGUGUCUGCGCUCUUACAGCCACCAGAGGGACAGGGGGCCCAGGCCUUCUCCCGCCUGGUGGCCCAACUCUUCUCAGACCCCACCAUCACCAAGCUGGGCUAUGGGACCGUAGGAGACCUGCAGAGUUUGAUCACCGCCUGCCCCGCCCUGGCCAGUCUGGAAGAGCAGACUCAGGGCAGCGUGGACCUGCUGCCUGUGCAUAAGCAGAUACAGGUGGCAGACAUGCCCGCCCCCUCUGUGCAUGGGGCUAGGGGACCGCAGGGCCUGAGCCUCCUGGUGCAGCAAGUGUUGGGCAAACCCCUGGACAAAACACAGACGUUCUCCAACUGGGACCGGCGGCCACUUUGCGAGGGGCAGCUUGUCUAUGCAGCCACCGACGCCUACUGCCUGCUAGAAGUCCACCGAGCCCUGUGUGGAGAGCCUGCUCGCUUCCCCCAACUGGGAAAUCUGGGCAGGAGCUGGAGGCCCAGGCACAGUGCGAGACCAGAGCCUUGGGAGCCUACCCUGCAGGAGGCCUCCGUUCAAGCCAGGCAGGUACUUACGGCCACCAAGGAGGGCACUGCUCCUGGGGUCCCCGCCAGGGCCUUCCGUGUUGUAUGUGACAGCAUGCUACAGGAACUGGCCCGGAGCCUCCGCUGCCUUGGCGUGGAUGCAGUUGUGCUGGGCAAGAGUGAGGACCAUCAUAGGGCAACUGAGAUGGCCAGGCAGGAGGGAAGAAUCAUCCUGACAUCCGGGAUGCCGAACCACAAGCUCCAGGCCCAGGUUGGGGCUGGGCGCUGCCUUUCAGUGAACUGCGCCCUCAGGGCCCAGCAGCAGGCCAAGGACGUGCUCAGACACUUCAAUGUGCGAGUCACCCAUGCAGACAUCUUCAGCCGCUGCCAGGCCUGUAACGGUGACCAGUGCCUUAAGGUCUCCAAGGAUUUGAUGGAGCAACUUGUGCAGCUCAACAGCCGGCGGGAGGGCCCCGGCAGCACAGGUGAUGAGGCCACCCAGAGUAAGGAUGAAAGGGAGUCAGGUCCAGCUCCAGAGACAGAGCCUGGGCGCUACACCUGUGACUCUCCUUGCCAAUGGCUGCAGGCAAAGGACCUGCAGGCCAGCACCCCACCCACACUGGGCAAUGGCACACGGCUGCAGCUGGAGGGGGUCACAGCCAGCGUGCUGAGAAGACCCAGGCUACAGCAUUUCUACUGUUGCACACGAUGCGGCAAGGUCUUUUGGGAGGGCUCCCAUGGGGACCGCAUCACCAUGCACUUCCAUGAAGGGCUGGAGGGUGUACCCCAGCCUUUCCGGGUCAAGCAGAGCCAGAGACCCUUUUAAAGACUGGGAGGCCACAGGCAGCCAGGCAAUAAACAUGAGCGGCAUAGA